This is a messenger RNA of Cotesia glomerata, 6587 nucleotides long. RefSeq names its product kinesin-like protein KIF13A (gene Khc-73). Gene Ontology annotation, biological process: microtubule-based movement; cytoskeleton-dependent intracellular transport. The transcript has 19 exons. Lineage: Eukaryota; Metazoa; Arthropoda; Insecta; Hymenoptera; Braconidae. The coding region runs from base 407 to 6307 and encodes 1966 amino acids. The record is from RefSeq and is a predicted model, not a curated record. Gene Ontology annotation, cellular component: microtubule; kinesin complex. Gene Ontology annotation, molecular function: microtubule binding; ATP hydrolysis activity; ATP binding.
AAAGACCGGACUGACUGGUGCUGGCGCUAGUUAGUCUCUCGGUAGUUUCGCAGGCACCAUCCACCAGCAACCUCUCCUCUUGUCUCUCCGCUCUUUAGUUUAGUUCUGUACAGUUCUGUACUCCUCUACUGCCCACACUAGUGCUAGUGAUACACAAGUAAAGCAAGCAACCACCAGCAAGUUGACGCACGGGGCACGGGCAUCGGGCAAUAUCUCAUCCAAAAGCAAUAUGGCGAAGUGUGUCACGAGCACGGUUAGACGUCGUAGUGCUGCUCUUUGAACAACAAUUAAUCGUUGUUAAUAUAAAUAAUUAAAAGUAUCGAAAACCGUAAAAAUAAGAUGAAAAGCUGAGAUAUUAAUAUCAAUACAUAUAUUUUAUUGAUAUUGUGAACGUAUUGUGUGAAUCAUGGCUACGGAUAAAAUAAAGGUUGCCGUACGAGUUAGGCCAUUCAAUCGUCGAGAAUUGGAGCUCGGUACACAAUGUGUCGUCGAAAUGACCGGGCAGCAAACUAUUCUACAACAUCCUACGAGUAUGGAUAAGAUUGAAAGAAACAAGCCCAAGACGUUUGCUUUCGACCAUUGCUUCUUUUCGUUGGAUCCCGGCGGGGAAAAUUUCGCGAGCCAAAACGUCGUAUUCGAUGCUUUAGGACGUGAUAUUUUGGACAAUGCAUUCCAGGGUUACAAUGCCUGCAUUUUUGCUUAUGGACAAACCGGUUCUGGGAAGUCUUACACGAUGAUGGGCAGUGGCGACAACAAAGGUAUAAUCCCGCGACUGUGUGACAACCUCUUUGACAUGAUUGCGAAGCAACAAAGCUCGGAAUUAACUUACAAGGUCGAGGUCUCGUAUAUGGAAAUUUAUAAUGAAAAGGUACACGAUCUCCUGGAUCCAAAGCCCAACAAACAAUCCCUCAAAGUCAGGGAGCACAAUGUUUUAGGACCUUACGUUGAUGGAUUAAGUCAACUCGCUGUCACUUCUUACCAGGAUAUCGACAACUUAAUGACAGAGGGAAAUAAAUCUCGGACAGUGGCUGCUACAAAUAUGAAUUCCGAGAGCUCACGUUCGCAUGCUGUGUUUUCAGUAAUUCUCACGCAAACAUUGACCGACAUGCGGAGUGGAGUAAGCGGUGAGAAAGUGUCACGUAUGAGUUUGGUCGAUUUAGCUGGAAGCGAGAGAGCCGUUAAAACUGGAGCCGUAGGUGAUAGACUGAAAGAAGGGAGCAACAUCAACAAAUCGUUAACGACGUUGGGUCUAGUCAUCUCAAAACUAGCAGAUCAAAAUUCAGGGGGUAAAAAUCGUGAUAAAUUUGUGCCGUACCGUGACUCUGUACUAACAUGGCUGCUGAAGGAUAAUUUGGGCGGUAAUAGUAAAACCGUAAUGGUUGCCACAAUUUCACCCGCGGCGGAUAAUUAUGAGGAAACAUUAUCAACGCUGCGGUACGCCGAUCGCGCAAAGAGAAUAGUUAAUCACGCGGUUGUUAAUGAAGACCCCAAUGCAAGAAUUAUUCGAGAGCUUCGCCAGGAGGUUGAGGCGCUCAAGGAGAUGUUGUUACACGCGACUGGUCAAGGGUUGGCUGUUGGUCAGAGACGCACUGAUAUUACUGAAAAAAUAUCUGAAUCUGAGAAACUCAUGAAGGAAAUGUCGGUCACGUGGGAGGAGAAAUUAGUCAAGACUGAACGAUUGCAGCACGAGCGACAGCACGCGCUCGAGAAGAUGGGGAUCAGUGUCCAGGCCUCGGGGAUUCAAGUCGAGAAGAAUAAAUUUUAUUUAGUUAAUUUAAACGAUGAUCCCAGUCUCAAUGAGCUUUUAGUUUAUUAUUUAAAGGAAAGGACUCUCGUCGGCGGUAGAUCUGCGACGACCGAGCAGGAUAUUCAGUUACACGGACUGGGUAUUUUGCCAGAGCACUGUGUAAUAACAAUUGAAGACUCGGCUCUCUACAUGACACCUUUAAACGGAGCCAGGUGUUUUGUUAACGGCAGUCAAGUCGUUGAAAAAACUCCAUUAUUGCACGGCGAUAGAAUAGUGUGGGGUAAUCACCAUUUCUUCCGAGUAAAUUGCCCCCGCAGCGCUACCGCUAUCAGCAGCGAACCCCAGACCCCGGCUCAAAAUAUCGACUACAACUUUGCGAAAGAGGAACUGAUGUUAAAUGAACUCUCAAACGACCCCAUCCAGCAGGCUAUUGCACGCCUGGAAAGGCAGCAUGAGGAAGAUAAACAGGUCGCUCUCGAGAAGCAGCGUCUGGAGUACGAACGUCAAUUUCAGCAGCUGCGCAACAUAUUAUCCCCGUCUACUCCCUACUCUCCUUAUGUACCUUAUGACCCACUGCGCGGAAGUCACAGUGGUAAAUUACCAGCCUGUACACCAACAACCCAAAUGAGAGUUGAAAAGUGGGCCCAAGAGCGGGAUGAAAUGUUCAAGCGCAGUCUUGGACAAUUGAAAACAGAUAUACUCAAAGCGAAUUCAUUAGUUCAAGAAGCUAAUUUCCUAGCUGAGGAAAUGGAUAAGCAAACCAAGUUCAGUGUUACCUUACAGAUACCUCCGUAUAAUUUAAGUCCUAACCGAAAGAGUGUAUUCUUUCAGCGAGGAGCAUUUGUCAGUGAACCGGCAAUCCUAGUAAAGCGAGCAAAUAUGGGCAGCCAAGUAUGGACAAUGGAGAAACUUGAAAACAAAUUAAUCGACAUGCGGGACAUGUACGAAGAGAAGAAAUACAACAACAAUAGUUUGCCGCGAUUACCCGCAGUUAAAGACGAAGUACCCGGGAAAACCCAGGACCCGUUUUACGAGUCACAAGAAAACCACAAUCUCAUUGGAGUGGCUAAUAUAUUUCUGGAGGUUCUGUUCCACGAUGUAAGACUGGACUAUCACACGCCGAUAAUCAGCCAACAGGGCGAAGUCGCUGGCCGGCUCCAGGUUGAGAUAAGUCGCGUGAGUGGACAAUUUCCUCAGGACAGAAUAUGUGAGGCAGCUUCCGAAACUUCUGGCUCGGAUUCGGGUUCCUCUGAGCACGAGGACGACACGGGAACCAGCCAGAUAACUUGUCGCGUUACGAUAAAGCAAGCCAGUGGAUUACCGCUCUCGCUGAGUCACUUUGUCUUCUGCCAGUACACAUUCUGGGGCCACCCUGAGCCGAUCGUGGUGCCGCCGGUGGUCAACAGCGACUUGCCGGUCAGCAAUAUCAACACUGCGAAUAACAACAGCACAAAUCAACGGGACUCGCUGACCUUUCAGUUCAAUCACACAAAAGACUUGACUGUUCCUGUCACCGAAGAGUUCAUGGAACACUGUUCUGAAGGCGCGCUCAGCAUCGAAGUCUGGGGGCACAGAAGCGCUGGUUUUUCGCGCAGUAAACCUGGAUGGGAAGUUGAACAGCAGCUGGCUAAAGCGCGAUCCCUCGCUGACCGCUGGUCGGAACUGACGAGGAAGAUUCAAUUGUGGGUCGAAAUUCAAGAGCUCAAUGAACAAGGAGAAUAUUCUCCGGUUGAAGUUGUUAUUAAACCUGACGCUAUGACUGGCGGAGUUUAUCAGCUAAGACAAGGACAGCAGCGUAGGAUACAGGUGCGAGUGAAACCUGUUCAAAAUUCCGGCACUUUGCCAAUAAUCUGUCAAUCAGUGCUGGACAUCGCAGUGGGUAGUGUAUCAGUCCGCAACCGGUACCAAAACCCUUUGGACAGUUAUCAAGACGAGGAUUUGAGUGUCUUGAGAGAAAAAUGGAGCGACGCUUUAAUGAGGCGACGGCAGUACCUAGACCAGCACAUUCAGAAGCUGAUAAACAAGAAAAACAAAACCGAGCAAGACGUAGAGCGCGAGCAGAGUUUAGUUGACCAGUGGGUGAGUCUGACUGAAGAAAGGAACGCCGUGCUAGUCCCGGCCGCGGGUUCUGGGAUUCCCGGAGCACCCGCUGACUGGAAUCCCCCGCCUGGAAUGGAGCCACACAUUCCCGUACUAUUUCUUGAUCUCAACGCCGACGAUUUGUCGACACACCAAUCUGGCGAGGAAGUAUCCAUUACCGGAUUGAAUUCCAUUAUUUCUAAGGAGCAUGGCAAUAAAUUUUUUACCCUCCCGAUAAUUCGGCACUUGGAGAAAGACGUCUGUGCUAUCGCCGCCUGGGACUCUAGUAUACACGACGAUUUGCAUUUAAAUCGCGCUACUGAUACCAACGAGCGGGUGUUUUUAAUCCUCAAGACAACCGUCCGCUUAUCGCACCCCGCGCAGAUGGAUCUUGUACUGAGAAAAAGACUUGCGCUCAAUAUCUACAAAAAACAGAGCCUUGCUGAUAAAUUGUUCAAGAGAAUUGUUCGUACUGAUUGUCUUACUCAGACUGGAGUCACUUAUGAAGUCGUUUCUAAUAUACCAAAGGCUAGUGAAGAGCUCGAGGAUCGCGAAAGCUUGGCCCAGAUCGCUGCCAGUGGAGAAGACAGUGGCUUGUGUGAUGGCGAAACUUACAUAGAAAAAUAUACAAGAGGUGUUUCGGCAGUCGAAAGUAUCUUGACGCUAGAUCGAUUGAGACAAAACGUCGCAGUGAAAGAAUUACUCCAAGCACAGGGACAACCAUUGAUGCGCAAGACAGCCAGCGUACCAAACUUCUCGCAGGUACUUCUGCCUCUUCAACGUCUUGCUUGCACUAUCAUGAGAUUCGAUACCUCGAUGGAAGCGCUGAGCGUUACACGCUCCGAAAGUGUAACAGAUCUCAAUUCCGAACUUAAUGGCCUACCUCAUCCAAGACGAGCGUCCGUCGGACACGCGAGAAAUGAUGACAGUCCUUUCAAUACCACACCGUUAAAGCCGUUUGGAAUCGUGACACAAGUACUGCAGCGAAAAGCGAGACCAACUUUUCUGAAUCUCAAUCCAAACAUCUCACUGACACGUGUGCAACAAUCCACCUCUUCCAAGUCCUCACCAAAUAUGACCGGUAAGUUGGGUCUGCGUAUGACGACGCUCCAUGAAGAAAUAUCACACACGGGUAAUCAUCCGUCUUCUCCGAUUCAAGAUGAUGAUGAAGAAAAGAGUGAUGCUGAUUAUUCUGAGUAUGAAGCGUACAAGGCCCCGACAAAGUUCGUGAAGCCACUAACAACAUCACGUACACUUGACUCUCUAGCAGAGCUCCAGUCAACGAAGAUAAACACACCAAGUAUGAGUAGCAGCGGUUAUGGAUCUCAAGCGGUAUCAACAACAAACUUGACAUCCGAUGACUCUAUGUCGAUAAAGUCUAUCAGCGUUGACGAGACACCAGACUUGGAGUACCGUAAUAUAAUGGAGUACAAGAAGCCCGAAAAAAUGGACAGCUCACUAGUAGAAGAGACUCCAGAGGAGUACCUGGGGGAAAUCAAUACCGACAUUGAGAAUUUAUCAGUAUCACAACGAAUAACCGAGGACGUUGACCAGAGCGACGUUCAACCUGAGAUAAACAAGCGGUUCUCAUCAAGUUCUAGCCUAUUUAGCAAGAAUGACAGCAACUCGAUAGCUGAUAAAAGAAACGAGAUGGAAAUUAGCCAAGCAUCCAGCGACGACAGUCCUCUUGAGGACAACUCAAUAGUUAACACCAAACUUCCUCCAGGUAAAGUUGUCAGGAGACGCAAACAAUCCUCCGGCUCAGCAAACAACUCGAGAACUCAAACUUUAACUUCUAAUUCUAAUUCAAAUAUUAAUAUUAAUAAUAACAAUAAUCAUAAUAAUAGUAAUGCCAAUAAUAAUAAUAAUAAUACUAAUCAACAUCGAGCUUCGUUUCCUAUGGUCCGUCCACACUUCUCGGAAAGCAAAGUUGCCGCGCAAUUGGAGCAUAUACUUCACCAGCCAGAUAUGGGCUACGAGAACGGCGACAAUAGUUCAUCAGCGGAGCGUAUUGACGAUGAUAUGAGCGAUAAAAAUUCUGGAUUCGGUUCACGGCACGAUUUAACGAGAAUAGAACCUCCAUUGCCCGACUGGGUGGUAGUUGGCGAGUCCGUUAUGGUCCGACCCUACAGCUACUGCGGUGUUAUUGCGUAUAUUGGACCCACGGAAUUCGCAUCCGGGACUUGGAUUGGUGUUGAGCUUGAUGCUCCCACUGGUAAAAAUGACGGUGCUGUUAAUGGACAACGUUAUUUCACAUGUAGACCUAAGUGUGGAAUAUUUGUAAAAGUUGACAAACUUAUUCAAGACAGAAGAGGCAGAGCAUUGAGAAGUUUUACCAAACAAGAGUCAGCACCACCUCCAUCAUCUACAAUGCGCAGAAGUGUUAGUCGAGGUGAAGGUUUACACUCAUUGCAUCGAAGCCGAAGUCGCGGUGAAGGCCUCUCAACAACCGGCACCAGAUAUCCGUCGCGUGGAAAAUGAAGCUACUGGUAUAAAUAGUCCAUCAUAAAAACCUCAAAUCCACUCCAAUUAAAUUAAAUCCAAUACGAUUAAAAUAAAUAAAUAAUAUCUUAAAAUUAGUUGCUACAUGCCUACAAUAUAUGUAGCGGCGGUGUUUUCAGUCUCUAGUAUAAUAAAAUAGCCAGCUAAUUUAUUAUUACAGUCAUUGAAUUUUACAGUGCAGCAACAUUACUUGGAGCAUUGAAUACAUUUAUUAAUUAGUCGAUUUAUUUAUCUCAUUCGAAGCAAUUAUAUCCAAGUA